UGUAGUUGUGUGUGGUUUGAGGUUAGGUGUCUUAUCGGUAGUAUGCCAAAGUUAAAUAUGAAGUGGGGUACGGAGCAAAUUAUUCGCUUCUUGGACAUUUAUGCUAUGCAUAGGUGCUUGUGGGAUUUCAACGAUGCUGACUAUAAAAACAAGCAACAACGUGCCGCUGCACUAGAGGCCAUCCUGCGCGACUUGAACAUGGAUGGAUUAACGAUGCCUGAGCUGCAGACCAAAAUUCAUUCAAUUAGAAACACAUACACAAAUGAAUUACGAAAAAUGGAAGCAAGUAAAUCAUCUAGCUGUGGAACAGACCGUAUCUACAAGACAAAAAUUCCAUGGUUCGAGCUGGCGGAUUCCUUUUUAAGGGAGAUUGUUUAUAAGAGGAAAAAUUACACAAAUUUGGAUCUGUUAGGUGACAAGGAUCGCAAGUUUCCAUUAAGAUCUGAAGCUGCAGCACACAAGAAAGUGAAAAUGUCGGAUCGAGGUGAAUCAACUAGUGCAGCUGAUACUCAAGGCGGUGAAAUGCCGGUUCCAGUUCACACACCCGGAUUGACUUCAUCAGAGCAAACAUCCAGUUCUUCAUUUGCAGCAUCCAGCAAAAAAGUAAUGAUGGCUCCUCAAUCACACGAUCGUUUUAUAAUGCCCACACGAUAUUUGGAAGCUGAAGAUGAUGAAUUCCUGACAUUGGCAAAGGGUUACGCAGUUAAGCUGAGGAAAUUAACUCCACAACAGCUAAUGUUUGCUGAUAAAGUGAUCAAUGACACAUUACUUGAUGCUCAAAUGGGUCUCUUGACCAGAGGCAGCUAUGUGGUUCACUCAUCAGGAAUUCCGGCAACUCCUAGUUGAAAUUAGCAUUUGUGGUUUCAUACUCCGUCCAACUUUCCUUCAGAACAUCAAAUUGGGGAAAAAAAAAAACUGAUGGAGAGAUUCUCUUAUAGUGAUGAUGAUGCACACAUAUAACAAUAAUGACGAUGAUUUCUGAACAU
Schistocerca piceifrons (Central American locust) is the source of this 986-nucleotide messenger RNA. RefSeq lists its product as uncharacterized. Bases 43 to 846 code for a protein of 267 amino acids. The transcript is spliced from 4 exons. The record is from RefSeq and is a predicted model, not a curated record. Lineage: Eukaryota; Metazoa; Arthropoda; Insecta; Orthoptera; Acrididae.